Molecule: messenger RNA, 1572 nt
Organism: Capsella rubella
Lineage: Eukaryota; Viridiplantae; Streptophyta; Magnoliopsida; Brassicales; Brassicaceae
Product: serine/threonine-protein phosphatase PP1 isozyme 3
Exons: 4
Coding region: 291-1256 (321 amino acids)
Cellular component (GO): nucleus; cytoplasm
Molecular function (GO): protein serine/threonine phosphatase activity
Source: RefSeq, a predicted model, not a curated record
GUACACACGAGCCGCACGUGUGCUUUCUCAUUUUGCUCCUUCCCCGUCUCUAGCCGAUUCUCUCUGUCUAGGGCUCUUCCUCCGUCUUCUUCUUACCUUCUUCACAAACCACAAACCCUCUCUUCUCUUCUCUUUCUCUCUAUUGAUUCUGUACGAUACGGACGUGAUUCUGAAUCAUCUUGAUCGGAAACGGAGUUUCGAAACUGGAGGUCGGAGACGGAAACAACUCUUAUCUCAUCCCUCCGGUGUUUCGAAUUCGAAGGGUUUUUGUAAGUUUUUGAUUAAUUUUGAUGGAAGAUGGUGUGGUUGAUGAUGUUAUAAAGAGGUUACUGGGAGCGAAGAACGGGAAGACCACGAAGCAGGUUCAGUUGACGGAGGCUGAGAUUAAACAUCUUUGUUCUACGGCUAAGCAGAUCUUUCUUAGUCAACCUAAUCUUCUUGAACUCGAGGCUCCUAUCAAGAUUUGUGGAGAUACUCAUGGUCAGUUCUCAGAUCUUUUGAGAUUGUUUGAGUACGGUGGCUACCCACCGGCUGCAAACUAUUUGUUCCUUGGGGAUUAUGUAGAUCGUGGAAAGCAGAGUGUAGAGACCAUAUGCCUUCUUCUUGCAUACAAGAUCAAAUACAAAGAGAAUUUCUUCCUUCUACGGGGGAACCAUGAGUGUGCUUCUAUUAACCGUAUAUACGGAUUCUAUGACGAGUGCAAGAAGAGAUAUAGUGUUCGAGUGUGGAAGAUAUUUACUGACUGCUUUAAUUGUCUCCCUGUUGCUGCUCUUAUCGAUGAAAAGAUCCUCUGUAUGCACGGCGGGCUAUCGCCUGAGUUGAAGCACUUGGAUGAGAUCAGGAACAUUGCCCGUCCUAUUGACAUUCCUGACCAUGGACUACUAUGUGAUUUGUUGUGGGCUGAUCCUGAUAAGGACAUUGAAGGAUGGGGAGAGAAUGACAGGGGUGUCUCUUACACUUUUGGGGUUGAUAAAGUCGAGGAGUUUCUCCAAACACAUGACCUUGACUUAAUUUGCAGAGCUCAUCAGGUUGUGGAAGACGGGUAUGAAUUCUUUGCAAAUAGACAGCUAGUAACGAUAUUCUCGGCCCCAAACUACUGUGGAGAGUUUGAUAACGCAGGAGCAAUGAUGAGUGUGGAUGAUUCCUUGACGUGCUCAUUUCAGAUCCUGAAAGCAUCUGAGAAGAAAGGAAGUUUCGGAUUUGGCAAAAAUGCAGGAAGGAGAGGAACCCCGCCUCGCAAGGGUGGAAAAGGCUGAAGAAAAAAAACCCCAUAAACUCUGUUUUGUGUGUUCCAUGUUUCGUGGUUCAAGACACUUGCUUGAGCUGAAGUGUUAUAAAAACUGUCUUCUUCUUCCUCUGCUCCGAUGGAUUUACUUUGGCAAGGGGUUACUUCUGUCUUUUCCCUUGACUACUCUGGAUCACUUUUGUGUCUUUGAGCUCUGUGAAUCCUGAGAUAUACAGUAUUCUCUGUGAGAUACAGUUUUAUGUUGUUUUUUGUUAAAACAUUUAAAUGAAAAUCUUACUGUUCCACGUCACUUGGAAAAAAACGGCGCGGUGCUUCGUUCGGAAACU